UCAUUUUACUUUAAGGGCCAGUUCACACUACAAAAAUGCACUCUGGAUACAUUCGGGAUACAUUUUUGCUUACAGUUCACACCACAUGCAGUUCCGGUGCAGUUUUGAUGCAGUUUGUGUGUUCCAGUAUGGUUCUGUGCAGAAAAAAUGCAGCAUGUUCUACUUUUUUUCUGCACCUGAAACUGACUGGAACUGACUGCACUAGUGUGAACCAAGACCAAUGGAAUACAUGGAAAACACUGUGCAUGCACUUUUGAUGUAGAAAAAAAGAGCACUGAACUGCA
This is a messenger RNA of Staurois parvus, 284 nucleotides long. NCBI's taxonomy places the organism in Eukaryota, Metazoa, Chordata, Amphibia, Anura, Ranidae. The record is from the annotation of a GenBank genome assembly.